Molecule: messenger RNA, 2183 nt
Organism: Lolium perenne
Lineage: Eukaryota; Viridiplantae; Streptophyta; Magnoliopsida; Poales; Poaceae
Source: RefSeq, a predicted model, not a curated record
AUCAGUCGCAUCACACGACUGUCUCCGGCAUCUCGCCGUACAUCCUAUGCUGAAACUGUACAUCAUGUACGUAUCUCACGUACGAGCUGCUUGGCAAGUUACCCGAUCACCUAACUACAUGCAGAAUAAGAAACACAAAUGCAGAUACAAAAUCAAGAUUAAAGCUAACACUGCUCGGGAGCUUCCACCUCUGCAUCGUCUACCCCGGCCUCCACGUCGUCUUCCUCGUCGCCGGCGACUUCUCCACCUCGUCGAGCACCACCAGGCAUUUGCUUCUUCCUGGAUAGGAUCCCGAAGUGGUGUGGUGAGAUACGACGAGUUCUCCGGAUGUUCCUCGGCAAGCUUUAACAGGCAAGCAUUUCCUAAACUCCUGUCCCUGCAGGAGUCGCUCACCUAUUUUAUUUUGCUUUCUCUCUUAUGCUAGCCUUGAGUUGCAUUCUUGUCACGUGUCCUAUCCACUUGUUACCUCAAGCAGCCCAUAUUGCCUCCACCAACCUCCUACAACUGUUGUUUGGUUAUCGGGUCUGCCUUGCGAGUCGUAGUGCAUGCUAGUGCUGUUUAUAUCUUGUUACCCCCUCCUGGACUAUUAACCCGGAGCCUUAUGUACCUAAGACCACAAAGGUACCAAUGCCAUCACUGAAGCCUCUCCUCCUGAGACCUUGGGAACUUAGUGUUGAGGAAUCCAACGCGGCCGCGGCUGCUCACCAUGAGAAAUGGAAGGCGGAUAUAAAGGCGAAAAAAGUGCCUGAGCCCAAGCCGGUAUUUACUGAGCAUCAAAAGAAGUGGGCUAAGGAUUUUUUGACGACACCGUCCCAAGUCGAGCGGAAUCUGCCAGACGACUAUGGACGUGAAUUUCGUAGGCAAGAAGCAAUAUUGGAAAAAGUGGAGGCGGAGAAGAAAGCCUUGGCGGAGAAGGAGAAGAAAGCCUUGGAGGAGAAGAAAGAAGAAAGUAAAAAAUGCGGGAAACAAAUUGCCCAGCUCGGGGAAUAGAAUAAACAAUCGAUCCCCCCGCUCAUAGUGAAAGCCGGUCCGGAUGCUAUGACGUUAUCCUUCAGAGCCGAUAUGGAUAAGGACUUUGAACUAAUGGACCCCGCUAUCAUAGCAGCUGCGGCAGCACAGGGAAUGACUGUAACGGGUGCCAUAGAAAGAGCGACCGAGUUCGGUAUGACUCUUCGUGCAUUGUUAGGCCUUGAGGAUGCGCCACUAAGUGAGGUAGCAUUUACAUAUGUGCCGAAUGGGCCUCUCGUCGAGCCUGCGCAGGAAGCGAGUCUACCAACACAAAUGCGAAAUCUGCUACGUUGGUACAAGGAUUUCAUAAAAAAUAAGGCCGGCAAAGAAUAUAUUUAUGCGGAAGUUAGAGAGGAGCAUCACUUCAAACUGUACUCUGUACAAGUUCAUAUGAGUGAAUUGUUCCAGCUGCUCAAUCUGCGCGAGCUCGACAAAUCUAUCCUGAGUUGCUACGUUCUAAUGAAGCUUGGGGAAUGCAAAAAAAGGAACAUCCAUGAUGUUGGGUUUAUUGACCCACAUAUCGUUAAUGGAUAUGUGUUAGAAAGAUACCCCCAAGACGUGGAGAGAGACUUGUACAAGUUUCUUAAAGAGCAGCAACUCAAAAGUCAAAUUCUAUUUCCUUACCAUUUUGGAGUUCUCAUCAUGGACUCUCUGAAUAUGGAUUCAAAGCUUUGGGUCGGCAUUAGAUUAAUGCUGCAAAAGGUUUGGAAACGGUUCAAAGAUAAAAUAACCGGUGAAUUCAAAGAUGAGCUAGAAUUUAAAAGGUUAGUUAAUGUGGAUACUCAGCCACCGGGGACCAAUCUAUGUGGAUACUAUGUUUGUGAGUUCAUCCGGAGACACACCUCUGAGCGGAGGCCGACGAAUAUCAACUUGCGGAGGAAUGACUUGCGGAAGAAGCUUAGUCCAGAAACUCGCUUCCGACCAAUUCAAGAGGAAUUAGCAGGAUUUUUGGUGAGGAAAGUCCUCCAUCCUAAAUGAGAACACUAUUACGAGGACGAAGAACUUCUGAUGCCGUAAAUUGUGUAUGAAAACUUGUUCGAAGUUGUAUAUGGUCACCCGAGAUUGAAUAUAUAUUGUAUAUUCCUCUUGAAUUCUUCUUGUUUGAAAUUUCAAACUUGUUUGAAAUUGUGCAUUCAUAUGCAUCAACGUGUAACAUGUAUAUAGUAGCGUAGAAU